Messenger RNA from Ruditapes philippinarum (Manila clam), 1425 nucleotides. RefSeq names its product perlucin-like protein. NCBI's taxonomy places the organism in Eukaryota, Metazoa, Mollusca, Bivalvia, Venerida, Veneridae. The record is from RefSeq and is a predicted model, not a curated record. Bases 829 to 1254 code for a protein of 141 amino acids. The transcript has a single exon.
GUUGUUGCAUUGUUUUCUAUUGCAGAAUGCUUAAAACAUUUUCAGAUACAUUUCACCUUUAUCUAAAGGGAAAACAGACGGAAAAACAAAGUUAUUCUUGAUAUUAUGCCUUACCAAAUAUUUCGUUAUGUCCUAAGUUUGAUAAUUAAUCACAUUAUAUUGAAGCACUGUAGAAACUCAUACCGUCGUAUGAGACAAAACUGAACGAACGUUUCCAAAUUUUAUAUUUGUUAGAAUAGCAGUAUCAAUACGAGGAUUUUUAGAGGAGCAUUUUAUUUGAUGUUUUUCACCUUAGUGUUUGGUCUGGUAUCAAGUGCUGAAAAGAAAUCAAAGUCAAUGUUACUGAAAAAAACUACAAGCAUUUCAAAAAUGAUUUUUUUGAAGGCGAUUUCUAGUGACAUAUAUUGGUUUUAGAGGUAAUAUCUCGAAAUUAUGGAAGGAUAUUGGUCAACUACGAAAAACAUUUAACGACAACAAUUACUGUGACUUGCAAAAAGGCUCAAGAAAAACCAGUGGACGAGGUAUGAAAUCAAGGCAAAACAACAUGUGCUCUUUAAUACGCACAUUAAAUACAGAUGUCACACAAUUAGAAAAGACAUUCAAUGCAAAUAUAAGAACACUUGAGCAAAAUCAGGCCGAUGUUAAAGCUAAAUUAGAUAACACAUCCUCAAAAGUGGAGAAACAUGGCAAAGAUUUGAACUCUUUUGACAAAUUUAACAAGGGAUCGCUUAAAAAGCAUGACGAUGAAUUAAAUACUCUUAACAUAAGUUUUGUAAAAAAUACGGAAGAUAUACAGACAAUUAAGAAUAUUUUAAGCACGCUUAAAGAAUGUCUGGAUGGAGCAAACACGGAUUGUCAUGCUACUCAGUUGGAACAGAAAGAAUGACGUGUAAACAUGCUGUUAAGUCUUGUAAAAAGGAAGGAGCACAUUUAGUGGAAUAUGAGAGCGAAGAUGAAGUGAAGUUUGUUUUAGAUCUUGUGUUAAGUAUUGCAGGGCGGUAUGGUUCUGGGAAGUUUACAGGAUUUUUGAUUGGAGGAUCUGAUCAAAAGAAAGAGGGAACAUGGAAGUGGACAAGUUCUGGUAGAGCAAUAGACGCUGGCUUUACUUACUGGCUUGAAGGGCAACCAGAUAACUAUUCUAAUGAGGACUGUUUGACAAGUUGUAUCAACCAGAAUGGAACAUGGAAUGAUAUUGAUUGUAAUAACGAACGGAAAUAUGUGUGUGAAAAACCACUUUUUGAUAACAUUGAUUAACUUUCUCUCACAUACCGGUAUUGUAUCUUUGUGUUUUAACAAAGUUAUGAGGGUUGAUCAAGAUAUUCAAAGUCUACAUGAACUUUCUUUAUUCAUUGUUACAAUACUUUAAACUUAUUCUUAAAUUUUCAACUAAGACUAUCUUGUAAAUUGAAAGAUGAAAAAAAACAA